Molecule: messenger RNA, 1265 nt
Organism: Diaporthe batatas
Lineage: Eukaryota; Fungi; Ascomycota; Sordariomycetes; Diaporthales; Diaporthaceae
Exons: 3
Coding region: 801-1061 (86 amino acids)
Source: RefSeq, a predicted model, not a curated record
GUCCAAAGAGUGUUCCGGGUGCUUGCAGGACAUGCCAUCCCACUUGUGGAGUCCUCCACUGCGACUUGUCUUACUGUAGUCAUCUAGUUGCGAGAGUCUUCCCGAGAGACUUGACUGACCUCGAACACUCUUCUUGUACGAGCCUUUCGGGCCAGGGGCAUCUCUACAGGAUAGUCAUCCUUCAUCGCGGAGCCUCAAGUUGGGUCUGCUGCUUGCUUUUUAGCAGGCCUGCCAACCCACAACAGUCCGACUCUCCCUCCAUGAGGAUAACAUGCAGCCUCCUCAUCUCAAGUCCCCUCCCUGUGCUUAGCCGUAAACGAGCCAUGUCUGGUCUUGGGGGCGAGACCAUCACAAUCCGCAGCCUCGAUUGGAACCUCAGGCAUGCAGCCAUGAGACCACUCAGAGUUGGGUCAAUGUCAACUUUUUGAGUGACUCGUACACAGAAACACCAUACUUGUUUGCUUCUCUCUUCCAUGAUAUCAAAACCUGUUGCCGAGUCACACCAUUGUCCCAACACAUUGAUUUGUCUGUUCCCAGUUCUGACUUGUGGGAAUCAGAACCGUGGCCUCUUCAGCCAGCCCAUCCCUCAUCAUACAGGCUCUCAACACACCCUCACUGCAGCUAUCAGAGCAGGAGGCGCAUAGAGCCGAUCAGUUGUUCUUGUGGCAGUCCUACAUUAUAAAUGGCCAGCUGAUAUCAAACGUUUCCAUCUCCGUCCACUCUCCUGCUCGCCAAACAUACCCUCUUCAACGCACACCCACCAAACAACCAUCGUCCAAUACUACAAGACUUUGCUCAACAUGCCUUGCUGCGUCGUCACUCGGCCUUACCAGUGGCCCGAGCCAUAUUACCAGGUCCCUGUCUCUGGCACCUACCCACAGUCCUACAUGAGAAUGCCCGUCAACGGCACAACUCCCGCCCAGUGCAUUCCCACCGUCUACCCUCAGACAACCGUCUACCCUCUGGCUUAUCAACUACCUCAGACGUACCAGUACGUCCAGGCUGUUCAACCGACGGCUAAUCGAAACCCUCAGCUAUGGUACCAAGCGUACGUUAGUUAGCGGUAGACCGAAAUGCAGGCUCAAGAGGGAAGGACGUGAGCGAGAGGAGCCACAGAGUAUUCUGGAUGGGCGUCUCGACAAGUGAUGGUGGUCUUGGUCGUCGGCAUUCAGACUGAUCGUCUGCGCACGCUCGCAGCGUGUGUUUUGCGUUGAGUUUUGGAAUUUCACUCUCAGUGAUGAUCGUAAUACAUUUUCAUUUAUCAA